AUGGCUUCCGUAGAACUAUUGAGUGUUAGUGAAGUGAUUAAGGUAUUAGAAGUUUGGGACUUGAAGGAGUUUGUUGAUAUUGUGAAAGAACAACAGAUUAACGGACUAAAGCUACGUGAACUCUCCGAAGGAAAUGUGAAACUCUGGCGCCCGAGCGCUAAUACUAAGAAAUUUAUUUCAUUUAUCGAAGAUAUAAGGGAGGAGCCAGAAAAAUAUCUUAAAUGUUUGAUAAAUGAUGAAAUGAUAACUAUAAAGGAGACGAAUCUAUGCACUGAUAGCCAGUACCAAACAGUUAGUGUCCGAAAGAUAAGUCAACAGGAAAAUACGAACAAUUUCAGCACCGUUGAGGAGAUUUUAAAAAAGAUAACAGCUCCUAAAAGCUUUUUGUAUAGAAACGCUCAAAAAAAACAAGAGCGAGCACUGACUUCGUACGUGCCUAUGGUUGCUGGUACAUCGAAAAAGCCAAAGAAAUUUUUUCGAUUGAGCUCGUACGAAUAUCCAAUCUUUGAUUUAAAGUCACGGUUUUCAAAGACUGAAAACUGCAACGACCGAGGCUAUUACUCUGUGAAAACAGAGAACAAAUUAUACAUACAAAAAACGUGUAAAAAACCUGACUGCAGACCAAAAUAUAAAUCUGUUAAUGUAUCUGAGGAAUUAAACGAGAAAGUACAGGAAGAUCAUUUCUAUGAAGAUUUAUGUUAUAACGACAUGCCAGGGAAAGAAAUAACUUUGAAUCAAAAUCGAGUGAACCAAGUAAAGCCGUGUAUAGUGAAAAUACAAGAACUAUUUCAAUCUAUAAAGUUCCCAUUUUUUAGGAAAACUGAAAUUGUACAAAAGGAACAGCCCGUGUACAAAGAUGUGGCGAACGAUCGAGAAGGCAACCUCUAUGAGAACAGUUCCAUCGACAUGUACGAUUCGAUUCAUGUAGCGCAAGAUUUCGAAGAAAUUGAAAAGGAAAAGCAAAAGCAAAAGCCAGAUUUAGCUGUAGAAGACUACUUAGAGCCGGUGCAAGUAAAUAAGGACUACUGCGAUGUGUGUCUGAAGCAGAAGGACGACUCCUUGCUGGGCUUUAUCAUGAACUAUUUCGAAAAUCGUCUUGGCAUGAGACGAGAAACAAAUGAAAUCGCACAAUCGGAAGAGUCGGAAACGGAGCCAUCUUGUGAAAGAGUAUGGGAGCACAACAUGGCGGCGCGCCCUCUUCCGGUGCCUGUGGAGAACGAGCCUUAUUACAUGAACAUAGAUAGAACUGAGGCGGAAAGCAUGCUUAUGGGUCAGCCCGAUGGCACUUUUAUACUGAGGCCUUCAAGUCAGCCGAACCAUACAUACACAUUAAGUGUGUCUUGUUCCAAAGCAGUCCACAACGUGGCCGUGCGACGUCGUCCUGACGGCCGCCUUGCGCUGGGCUUUGCGAGACGCGGAGAAAGAAGCUUCACUAGCAUUGCUUCCUUACUCCGUCAUCACAGAAAACGGAGACUUUUGUUGGUGGCUGGAGGAGAGGUGAUAGGAGCAACGACUUUGAACGAUUGUGCACAGUAUUAUCAAACACCUAGCAAUAUACCUGUCUUGCGU
Messenger RNA from Brenthis ino (lesser marbled fritillary), 1569 nucleotides. Lineage: Eukaryota; Metazoa; Arthropoda; Insecta; Lepidoptera; Nymphalidae. The record is from the annotation of a GenBank genome assembly.